UGUUACAUGAGAAUUUGUGUAAUAGAUUUCCGAAAAAACGCGUUUGGAAUACCGUAGUCUGAUUUGGAUGAUCGUUAGUUAUGUAAACCCGGUUUCCGAGAUAUAUUGUCACGUUGAUGCGGCAUACGCAUGGAGGUCCACUUCCGAUACGAACAUGGGGCAUUACCGUUCACUUUUUAGUUGUACAUCUUUUGAAUGAGUAAAUUUUAUUCCCUUAACCUUGCAUACGGUUUAUUUCUACGGAUCGGUUCUCUAAAAUAGCAGAGUAGUGGUUAAUUGGAGAUCGGUACUGUUUUUCUUUUCUGGGGUGCAUCACAUUACCUGCACAUCUUAUCCACAAUGAUUUGUCGCACAGUUGCAGCUUGUUUUACAUUUUUUGUGAUAACAUUAGGAAUCGCAUUAGCCCGGCUUGAUGUCCACAAAGAAUCUCUUUCUUCGGUUCAGGAUGUUACAGUACUUCAAGUAUCGCUUUCUUAUGACCUAUCAGAUAUUGACACCAGACCGAAGCGGCAAGUGAAUUAUGAAACCGGCGGCAUUCGGGCCUACAACCGACCCGCUAAGCAGCAUAAUGAGCCCUACAACAAUCCCGGCCCAUCCUACAACAAUGCGCCAAACCAACCAAACUAUCCAUCGGCGGAUCCCUCCAUCCAGUACAACUCACAACCGCCCUACUACUCUCCGGCACCAGAACAGACUUACCCGCCAAAGUCGUACGACAACUAUCCUGCCCAGCCGCCAAAGAAUUACAGUUCAUACAGUGCUCAAAACGCGUAUCCGUCCGUACUUCCAUACCAGACCCAACCGGCUGGAUAUGCCACAGGGUACCCAAACGCACUGCAUCGUAAUACCAGUGGAUUUUACGCGGAAGAAGGACAGCCGCCGGCAAUGCCGGCUUACCCAGCACCCAACCCGUAUCCCGCCCCUCCUUAUCCACAAACUCCGCCACCACAGUACUCCGCCCCGCCUCAGGCUUACGCUCCUCGUUUCAUUCAACAACAGUCGUACGGCGGGGCCGCGGAUUAUCCCAAACCCGCUGACUAUCCCCGACCAGCUCCCCCCGUGCCGCCGUACGGCGAUGGAUAUCAAGGUGCACCACCCAUACCGGCACCCACAUACAAUCAGCCACCAGCGUAUCCAGUAGGACCAACACCCAACAAUCCACCACCACCAGUAAACUACCCCGCCCAAUCUGCGCCGUACUCCGCUGGUUACGGCGCCAACCCGCCACCGCAUCCCGGUCAACCGUGUUACGCGCCGGAAGGUAUGGUUGCCAAUUUACCUCCUACCAACUUGCAGUGUAACUCCAUCGAAGCCGGAGAAAUCGAAAUCGUCCCUGGCGCAAGCGUGACCGGCGAACCAUACGUAUCGGCUAACAAUCCCAAAACUGUCGGAUAUGUUUAUUACGGCGUUCGCUAUGGAACUGCUCGUCGUUUUGAACAUUCCAAAGAAAAUCAGGAUUACUCAUACCUGCGCAAUGCUUCGAGAUUACGGCAAGGUCCCAUUUGCCCUCAAGGACCACUGCCUGCGGCGUUUGGUAGUAACGCCAAUAAGACGAUGAGCGAAGACUGUCUGUACAUGGAUAUCUACGUGCCGCCGGUAAAAUCCCAGAUAGAUAUCUUCCCGGUUAUGAUGUGGAUCCAUGGCGGUGCAUUCCAGUGGGGAUAUAAGGACGAUUACAACGCUUCACAGUUGGCAGAAGAAACCCAGACUGUCGUUGUCACCAUCAACUACCGGUUGUCGGUUUUUGGAUUUUUAAGUACCGGAGACGAUGCUGCCAGUGGUAAUUACGGCCUUGGCGACUGCAAACUGGCUGUGCACUGGAUCAAAAACCAUAUUGCCAAGUUCCAUGGUGACCCAAAGGGCAUCACGAUAUUCGGUGAAAGUGCCGGUGCUUUUGCCACUUCUGCCAUGCUUCUCGAUGCCAAUGUUCGCAAAUCCAUUCGGGCCUCCGUAUCAUUCAGCGGAAGUGUUCUUAUCGAUUCGGUCUAUGUUCGCGAACCAGAGAGAGAUGCUGUGGAACUUGCCGGACAGGUUGGCUGUCCCUUCGAUUCUUCGAAGGCUCUCAUUGACUGUCUGAGAAGUCAGCCGGUGAAGAAACUGCUUCUCUCCGCGAAACUGUUUGAAUCCGGCAACCCGCGGAUGUUUCCAUACGCUUUAGUGAUCGACGGCAUCCACCUGAAGGACAUCCCGUUCAAGGCCGUCCAAGUAGCAGCGGCUGACGCGGCCAAGAGUCCCGGAAUUAUCACCGGAUAUUUACACGAGGACGCUUCGAUGAUUUUAAGCAUUGUUCAUCCAGAACUGUUCAACCCGAACACACCUCUGAAUUUUGGCCAGAUCAUCCUCAUGAUCGCCGAGGAGUUUCUACCCAACGGCGGCGCGCCCAGAUGCACCACACCAAAUCUGGAUUUGGCGAAAACAGUGGCUGACCAUUACAAUUUGUCCGCAUCUGAUGAUCGAUCGACAACGCUGUGGAAGUUGUAUUAUCUGGCUACCGAUGCACUGAUGGGCUACCCGGCCGGCAAGGAGGUCCGGUUGUAUGAUGCUAAACGAGCUUCUAAUGUAAACGGACCAGCCACAACCCUUUUCCGACUCAACUACAAUCCGGGCUGGAAUAACCUGGGUGCAUUUCAUACAUUUGAUGUCAGCAACAUAUUUUACCCGUCCCAGCAGUUGCCACAUUUGCAGCCUAAUAAACAGGUCAUCAGCAGUAUUCGCAAAAUACUGCAAGAUGCUGCAUAUAUCGGAAGAAUUACUGGGUCCCGUUCAACCCGGCGCCCACAGUUUUUCGAGCUGACUCAAGCGGGACAACUGGAAAGUAGCGAAGCCGACACCGGAGCCAUGGUGGCCUUCUGGGACGGUAUCGUCGCCGCCAAUAUACACUACGUGAACAAUCUCGAUUGUGUAGCGGCAGUUAAAUACUUCGACAUGACGACAACAACGACAACCACAACAAAACCGACCACAGCAAAGAUUACGACGGUAACCUCUCCGACAACCACCACGAAAACAGCGACCACAAAGCCGACUACGGUAACGACACCGUCUACCACAACGAAAACGACGACUAAGCCAAAAACUACAACACCCAAGACCACUACGGUAACCACGACCAAACCGACCACCCAGACGACGACGCCAAAAACAAAAACAACGAUCACACCGCCAACCACCAAGACGUGGAGCAAUGCCUUACCUGCCGCUCAAAAAUCAUUAACGCUACCUGGGGCGCACUGCUUCGCGUCGCAUUUUGUAUUUUUAUCGGAUUUGUAAGCCGUCAUAAUUUCGUGGCAGUCGCCUUCCGAGCGAUAGUCCAGCAUCGGAAUGCGAUACGGCGGGUUCUUCACUUUAAACUCUUCUAAUCCCGGUUUGGCAAACACUUCCAGUUGAUUAUGCGUGACUUUUCGAAGGAACCGCAAUUCUCGUGCUCAUAUAUGUAAUUAUACGAUAAUAUUAUGUUCCUCCGUUUAAAACUGCCAGCCUUACCGAGCAAUAGUCGUACAUGAACGAACUGGUCGCUGUGCUCCAGUCAUAUUAUUUUGUCAUACGCGAAUUCCAUUCCUUUAAAAAUACAGUACUUAAAAUUAUUUAGGUGUAUUUUCAUCUCGUAAUUAAUCAUUCAUCUGAAUUACUUUUAAAUGCACAAUAAAUACGCAUAUGAUUGUUUCUCCUUACAUAAAUUCGCAUGAAAUAAUACAUCUACAUAUGCAGAAGUCCCGUAUGUCAUAACGUUUAACGUGAAACGCUUCUGUUUUUAUAUGAAAAUACGUUAAACUACUCUGUAUAUGUCGAUUUAAUUACGAGAUAUAUUCAGAUAUGCAUGAAAGAAUGUGUUUAAAUAAGUCUGCGGUGUUCACAAUAAAAUAUAAGUAGUUUCGUCGGCGUAAAUGCUUCACCGUCUUCGACUAACCGUCCUGUAUAUUAUCCUUAAUAAUCUCGAUGAAAUCAUCGCGAUCCGGACGCUGAUGCUCUGUACGCUGGCCGAGGACAAGAGCAAAGUAUUUCGGGAUAUUGUACUUGGUCCCGCCCAGACAAUCUUGUGUUCCGCGCGCCAGCACCAUGCGCUGUUCCUUGCCGGACAUGAAUUCUUUGUAGAUUCCGGGAAAGGAAUAGCACUGCUUCUCGUCCGCUCCGUCAUCCGUCACCGGCGCCUGAAUUCAGUGAGGUCAAGAGAGAUCUCCUCAAACUUUAUGCAGCCUUUUAGGUUGGCUGUGACGGUGUUGAUGGCUCUCUCGAUGAACUGUUUUUCCAUGGGAGCUAAAAUUGCCGGAGUCUGGUAUGGUUACAACGUUUGGUAUAUAAACGCCACACAGGAUAAAUUGUCCCAAAAUGCCAUCAAUUACUGCACAAAUCUGGGGAAAAUGCUACUUUCCAACAACUGAAAUUCCCUGCAGUAAUGACCCAGGAACAAUAUUACAUCGACAGAGAUAAUGGCACUUGCGAAAACAUGCAAGAAGUAUGCCACUUUACCGUGGAUGGACGACAGAUUGGUCCAUAUUUCGACAGUGGAUCGAAAACGUUUCCAGCUGGCAUCGAUAACUCAAUCGUAUUGGCAAUCGAUUAUGGUGCUUACGCCUUCUACCAUUCUUGUAAUGAAUACGGCUACGACGGAAUAUGCGCUGAUCCCUUUUUGUACACCUACACACGCCAUAAACCAGAGGACAUGAG
Paramacrobiotus metropolitanus is the source of this 4665-nucleotide messenger RNA. Its product is annotated as liver carboxylesterase-like. The record is from RefSeq and is a predicted model, not a curated record. NCBI's taxonomy places the organism in Eukaryota, Metazoa, Tardigrada, Eutardigrada, Parachela, Macrobiotidae. The transcript is spliced from 17 exons. The coding region runs from base 340 to 3270 and encodes 976 amino acids.